AAAGUCAUACACGAAACAACACUUAAUAGAAAUUCAUAGGUAUAUUGCUCCCAAGAAGCUAUAGAAAGAUCCAGAUAAGAAGAGAGAGAGAGAGAGAGAGAGGACAUGGCUGGUUUGCAAAGAUCUGCUGUGUCCUUCAGGAGACAGGGUUCAUCUGGGUUUGUUUGGGAGGAUAGGUUCUUAACUGAGGAAUUGAAUAAAGUUAACCACAAAGAAGAGAACCAAGAACAUCAUGAUAAGGUUGAGAUUAAAGAGCUUCAUGCUCCACCACAACAACCACCACCUCCACUUGGAUCAAUCAACACCGUCGAGAGAAGCCGCUCCAACGGUGGAGGACGUGGCUACCGUACCGGAAAAGUGUCGCCGGCGAUUGAGCCGCCCUCUCCUAGGCUUUCGGCUUGUGGGUUUUGUGGCGCUUUUGGAAAAGCAGGGGACAAGAGCCAACGGACGAAACCCGCUAAACAUCGAUCAAGGUAAACUUUUUAAGGUUGCCUGAAGCGGUAUUUUCAGGUGACGGAGACAGGAUAUUCCGGCGAACGCUGAGGGUUCUGCUCUUUUAUGUAAAUGUUUACUUUUAGGUUUGUAGGGUAUGUGGGUUGAGUUCAUAAAUUCGUAUGAAGUAAACAAUAUUGGGUUCUGUUUUUAUCUUUUUGCCUUUAAGACGUUAAUGUUUUUGUUUAAAGUUUAAAGUUUAAACUC
This is a messenger RNA of Gastrolobium bilobum, 699 nucleotides long. RefSeq names its product MAPK kinase substrate protein At1g80180-like. The transcript has a single exon. The record is from RefSeq and is a predicted model, not a curated record. Bases 106 to 477 code for a protein of 123 amino acids. NCBI's taxonomy places the organism in Eukaryota, Viridiplantae, Streptophyta, Magnoliopsida, Fabales, Fabaceae.